Messenger RNA from Colletotrichum destructivum, 259 nucleotides. RefSeq lists its product as uncharacterized. The record is from RefSeq and is a predicted model, not a curated record. The coding region runs from base 1 to 258 and encodes 85 amino acids. Lineage: Eukaryota; Fungi; Ascomycota; Sordariomycetes; Glomerellales; Glomerellaceae. The transcript has a single exon.
AUGACGCGGGUGUUCCUCGUCGUCACAACGAGCAGUCGAGUAUCAAGUCAAGUGAGCCGCCGGAACACUUUCUUGGCGGCUUUCUGCUCGAGGAAUAACUGUGGUAUGGAAGAGCGCGUGAUACGCAUUCCUUGGGACAUUGAUCGGAAAACCGGCUCUGCUCGGGCCGCGAAACUCACCUCAACGUCAGAAAUGCCUUCUUCUUUUUCUCUCAUCACGGCACGUUGUCAGGUCUCAAGUUGGCGCGUGUAUGCUUGAG